Molecule: messenger RNA, 2076 nt
Organism: Neltuma alba
Lineage: Eukaryota; Viridiplantae; Streptophyta; Magnoliopsida; Fabales; Fabaceae
Exons: 5
Coding region: 1-2076 (691 amino acids)
Source: RefSeq, a predicted model, not a curated record
AUGCCAAAUUACCAUGAGGGACUUGGUCUCAAAUUGCAAAUAGCAAAUGUUGGUGAAAAGACGAAAUUGCCCCUCAGUCAAUCAGAUUCAUUAAUGAAGGCUGAGACAAACAAUGUGAUCGUGGAGAGCUUGGAGGAGAAGAUUAGUGGUGCACAUGGUAUGGAGGGAGUGAGCGGUGGAGUUGAUCAUGGAAUAAUACUGUUGCCACUGAUCUCUGUUAGGAAUAUCACGAAUGGGAGAGUGGGGGAGGGGAAAUGGAAGGAGGAUGACAAAAUGAACUGUUACAAUGGGUCAAGCUGUUGGAAGGAAUUGUUUUGUUUUUUCCAUGUUGGUGGGUAUUUUGAAAGAAACAGUGAAGGUGAAGUUAAAUACGGUAGAGGGAGUGUGAGAGCAAGCAGCAUAAAAGAAGGGAUAACACUGGAGGAAUUAAGAGGAACAAUAUCACAGUUGGUACACAAUGAUGCUAAAGGGUGCGAAAUUAAGUACACGGUUAAGUUUGCUGAGGGCACACUGGUUGAUCUUUAUGAUGAAGGUGAUAUUUGCAAUAUGUUUAGAUAUAACGAUAGCAGUGCUCAUUUGUAUGUAGCAGCGAAAGGGAACCAGAAGGAAGGUGGAGCAGUGAAUGAUGGAGAAAUGGGUGAGAAUUUGUUUGGGCUGUCGGGAGAAAUGACUGAAGGUGUGGUGAACCUUGGUGAUAACUAUGAACCACUCAUUGUUGACUAUGGUGCUGAAUGCCUAACGUAUGAAGGAGGGGGUUUAAGUCAGACAAACUUCAGUGACGGUUCAGGGAGUGAAGGGACAUUGAGGGGUAAUUUGAAUUGCAUGAAAUGGGUUGGAGUUUUUGCAGGAGUGGGGCAAUAUAUUCCACAUGCCCAAGCUUUUAGGGAGGCUGUGUACAGGUUUAGUAUUGCACAGAAGUUUGCAACGACAUAUGUGAGAAACAGUAGGGAGAAGAUGAAUGUGAGGUGUAAAGUGGAAGGGUGUCCAUGGAAGAUUUGUGCAAAUGCUGUUGGGAGGGAUACUCUUUUAUUACGCGUGACCACAUUCGUUAAUGAACACAUUCAUUCAGCGCAAGAAAACCUAGAUGUCACUUUUGCUGGCAAUGCUGCGUUGACGUCAUCAAUAAUACUUGAGGAGAUAAGGAACCACACCGAAAAGCGUCCUACUGAAAUAAGGAAGACACUGGAAAGGGAAUAUGGUGUGAGGCUAACAUAUGCUCAAGCUUACAGAGCAAAGGAAAAGGCCAUGGAACACAUACAUGGGAAACCAGAAGAAUCCUAUAUGUUCAUACCAUGGAUAUGCCAAAGAUUAAAGGAAACUGAUGAUAAAACAGUUGCUGAAUGGGCUUCCAUUGGUAAUACAUUUGAGCGGAUUUUCAUUGCAUAUGGUUCGUGUAUUGAGGGUUUUUUGAGUGGUGCAAGGGCUAUAUUAUAUGUUGAUGGAACUCAUUUAAGUGGUCCAUAUAAGGGGACACUACUCUCAGCGUCGGGAUAUGAUGCAGAUAAUGACUUGUUGCCUUUUGCAAUAGCAGUGGUGAAAUCAGAGAACCUUGAUGACUGGACUUGGUUUCUGUUCAAAAUUAAAGAAAUUGUUGGUUCGGUGCAGGUGACAAUUGUGUCAGACCGACACAAUGCCAUAAUAGGAGCUGUCCAAGCAAUAUUUGGAGGUGAAAGACAUGCGUAUUGUUAUAGGCAUGUGAAGGAAAACUUCAGCGCUGAACAAGUGAAAGUAAACAGAGGUAAAAGGACAAGCCAAUGGUCAAAAGAAGAUGCAUUAAAGGUUCUUGAUAGAGUAGCUUAUGCAAGGGUUGAUAGUGACUUUGAUAAUGCAAUGGCAGAGCUGAGAACUAUGUCUCCUGAGUUACAUGAUUGGGUUAUCAAUCAAGGUGAUGUGAAUAGGUGGGCAAUGAGCAAGUUUCCAUUUAAAAGAUGGGACAAUAUAACAACCAAUAUAGCUGAGUCUUUCAAUUCUUGGAUGGUGAAGGAGAGAAAGCAUAAUGUGGCGCAAAUGAUCCAUGAGCAUCGGGAGAAAGUAGCAAGGAAGAUGCAUGCAUCAUAUAUGUGUGUAUUUCAGUAG